This is a messenger RNA of Lactuca sativa (garden lettuce), 2160 nucleotides long. RefSeq names its product casein kinase 1-like protein 10. Gene Ontology annotation, biological process: protein phosphorylation. Gene Ontology annotation, molecular function: ATP binding; protein kinase activity. The record is from RefSeq and is a predicted model, not a curated record. Lineage: Eukaryota; Viridiplantae; Streptophyta; Magnoliopsida; Asterales; Asteraceae.
CUUUCUUCAUCCUCCUCCUCACGAUCAUUCUCUCCAUCUCUAUUCUUGUUUUAUUUUCAAUCAUUAUCUCAUUCUCUCUCAUCGUAUUUAACUCUACAAAGCACAAAAUCAAACGGAGAAAUCCCAUCUUUAUCGUUCUUUUUCAUCAUCUACUUCCUCAAUCCUCGCUUGUUUGCCCCCCACACUUCGACCAACAUCACAUACCUCAUUUCUUUUAUCAAUUAACUUCGUGGGUGCUCUCAAUUUUGUAUUUUUACUAUAAAUUAAAAUAUGGGCUAGUUCGAUUCUUCAAAAAGAAUCUUGAUUGGGUGUUUCUUGAUUUUGCAUAGUGUUUUGGAUUGAUAAUCGGUUUUUGACCUUGAUGCAAGUUUUGGGGUUGGGUUUUAAAGUACUAAUAAGGAUUUAGUUUUUUUUCUUCAAACCCUAAUUUGAGGUUUAAAUUAGGCUUAUGUGGAUCUGAAUUGGGGUUCGGAGUUUUAUCGAAUAAAGAAUCAUGGAUCAUGUUGUUGGUGGGAAGUUUAAGAUUGGGAGGAAAAUUGGUAGUGGAUCUUUUGGCGAACUUUAUUUAGGUGUUAAUAUUUCAAGUGGGGAAGAAAUAGCUAUUAAACUGGAACCUGUCAAAACAAAGCAUCCUCAACUUCAUUAUGAAUCAAAAUUAUAUACGCUUCUCCAAGGAGGAACGGGAAUACCAAGCUUCAAGUGGUUUGGAGUGGAGGGAGAGUAUAAUAUCAUGGUUAUUGACCUUCUUGGACCAAGUCUUGAAGACCUUUUCAACUAUUGUAGUAGAAAGUUCAGCUUAAAGACUGUCUUAAUGCUUGCAGAUCAACUAAUAAAUAGAGUCGAGUUCAUGCAUGCAAGAGGUUUUCUUCAUCGUGACAUAAAGCCUGACAAUUUCUUAAUGGGUUUGGGACGUAAAGCUAAUAUGGCAUACGUGAUUGAUUUUGGCCUUGCAAAAAAGUAUAGAGAUCUUCAAACUCAUAAACACAUUCCAUAUAGGGAAAAUAAAAAUCUCACAGGGACUGCCCGCUAUGCUAGUGUUAACACGCACCUUGGAAUCGAACAAAGUAGACGGGAUGAUCUCGAGUCUCUCGGUUAUGUUCUUAUGUAUUUCCUAAGAGGAAGCCUUCCAUGGCAGGGAUUGAGAGCUGGAACCAAGAAGCAGAAAUACGAUAAAAUAAGUGAAAAGAAGAUGUUGACUCCAAUUGAGGUGCUAUGUAAAUCAUACCCAUCGGAAUUUACAGCAUAUUUCCAUUAUUGUCGAUCAUUGAGAUUCGAAGACAAACCCGACUAUUCUUAUUUGAAGAGGCUUUUUCGGGAACUAUUUAUUCAAGAAGGCUAUCAGUUCGACUAUGUAUUUGAUUGGACCAUAUUGAAGUACCCCCAUAUUGGUGCUACCUCUAAAGGACGAAAUUUAGUUGCCAAUGCGGGUUUAAAUGCUGGAACAUCAGCUGAAAAGCCUGGAAGAACCUCAGCUGGUGAAGAUAUCCGUGAUAGAGUCUCGGGUGCAGUAGAAGCAUUGUCUAGACGAAAUUCUUCCCGCCAUGAACAUUCUAGAAACAGGAUUCCCGAUGAUAUACCUUCAUCAAAAGAUGUGCAACCCGAUUCUGAAAAACUCCGGUCAUCUCGAAACGGGGACUCAUCAAAACGUGCCGCCAUUCCCGGCGGCAGGCCAAGUUCCUCCGGCGAACCAAUGGAAGUCCGGUCAAGCCGCCAUGUGGCGGGAAGUGGUGGAGGUGGGCGGUUGUCGACUGCUCAUAGAGUCCAACCGGGAUAUGACACCAAACAAUCAGUUUUUUCUCGUGCUACAAAAAGUGGCAAUGAUGAUCCUGUCCGCAGCUUUGAGUUCCUCUCACUCAGGAAAUGAAAAAAAUCGCCAUUUUUAUCCAAGUGAUUUUUUUCAACUCUUACAGGAAUGGAUGAUGUGGCAUUUUCGAAUAAGUGGAAAGGGUAUACUUACAUGAGAAUACCUUUGUAAAUUGUGUAUCGGGUUUUCACUUUUCAUGAAUGAUUUAGAAAUGAGUCCCAAAGGAUUUUUUGUGUUCUUGAUGUUGCGUAUGUCGUAAAAAGGAUCAUAUAAAAGAAAAUUUAGUAAUAACUUUGGUUUUUUUUAUGUGUGACACAACGGUAUAUUAAUAAUAUGGAGAUUUUAUCGAUUGUUAA